Anoplopoma fimbria (sablefish) is the source of this 2452-nucleotide messenger RNA. It is a transcript of the gene hrh1, whose product is annotated as histamine receptor H1. Gene Ontology annotation, cellular component: plasma membrane. The transcript has 2 exons. The coding region runs from base 404 to 2050 and encodes 548 amino acids. Gene Ontology annotation, molecular function: G protein-coupled acetylcholine receptor activity. Gene Ontology annotation, biological process: adenylate cyclase-activating adrenergic receptor signaling pathway. The record is from RefSeq and is a predicted model, not a curated record. Lineage: Eukaryota; Metazoa; Chordata; Actinopteri; Perciformes; Anoplopomatidae.
GGAAACGGGGAGAGAGAGAGAAGAGGAAGAGAUGAUGUCUGUUCAUUUUCAAGUCCUGUCCUUCACUCGAUUUCUGAUUUUCACCCUGAAUACAAGCUGGAAUUUAACGGACCUUCCUGGAAAUACGCAUAUACAUCAUUGGUGUUAACAGUUUGGAUUUACAUAACAAAAAUGGACUGCCCAUCAAGACAACAUGGAUCAACACCUUUUCUAGUAUUUAAAGGAUUCAUUUUGUAACAUAAAGGUGCACUGGUUGUUGUGCCAUACAAGGGUUGGAACCAAACUGUGUAAAUACACCUCCCUCCCCUCAUUUAAACCUACUGCCUCAUGCGUGUUUUGGCCGACAGUUGAAGAUACACUGUCCAUGAUAUGACUGGCUCUAUAGGUGACCAUCGCACCUACUAUGAUGGAAUCUGGUCUGUCACCUUCCUCAGACCCUUUUCUCCUCAACACCAACAACUUUAUCAACGUCAGCAACAAAAGCUGGAGUGGCCUCCUCGAUGCUGACCCACUGAGGAGCAACCACACGCUGACUCUCAACGACCGCUUCCACAACGCCCUGCUGGGCGUCUGCCUGGGACUACUUUCUCUACUCACAAUCAUGAUGAACCUGCUCGUCCUCUACGCCGUGAAGAGAGAGAAGAGCCUCCACACCGUCGGGAACCUCUACAUCGUCAGCCUGUCUGUGGCAGAUCUGAUCGUGGGGACCACAGUUAUGCCUCUAAACCUGGUGUAUUUGUUGGAGGACGAAUGGAAGCUGGGACGGGCUGUCUGCCAAUUUUGGCUUAUCAUGGACUACGUGGCGAGCACAGCCUCGAUAUUCAGCUUGUUUAUCCUGUGUUUGGAUCGUUACCGCUCUGUCAGACAGCCGCUUAAGUACCUCAAGUAUCGAACACGGGGAAAGGCCAGUGUGAUGAUAACUGGAGCCUGGCUGCUCUCAAUGAUGUGGAUUAUUCCAAUUUUAGGAUGGAGGUCUUUCACUAAUGUAGAGCUUAAACCUGAGGAAGAAAACAAGUGUGACACUGAUUUCCGCUUCGUCACGUGGUUUAAGGUUAUCACUGCCGUCUUCAACUUCUAUGUGCCCUCGAUUUUGAUGCUGUGGUUUUACACGCACAUCUACUUGGCAGUAAGGCAACAUCUCAGGGACAGAGAGAGAAUUAUUCAUCCCACAGACUCAUUUGGGGAAAAUGGGAAUGGACAAAAUGCCCAAUCGGCAGUGAAAAAUGACUCCAAAUCACCCAAGAGGGAAUUUGAAGUUCCAAUAAAACUGUCUAAAAAACAACGUUUGUUGGACCAGAACACUUUAGACCAGCCAUAUUCUCUCGAGGAUCCCGAUAAAUCUACAACUGCUUCAUCCAGAUCUCACAGGAAAAUUGGUGUCAAGGGCCAGCAGACGUCAUUGCUUGCCAUGACAACAAAGCGACUCAGAAUGACAAAAAAGGUGAAAAGUUGCUCGUUGUCUCCUGAGAAGCAGCCAGACACUGAGAUUCCCCUCAGUCAAUCUUCGAUGCUACAGGAUGUAAUUUGCUCGGAGGCGAACAAUGAGAACAAACUUCAAGCGUCUUUAAAUGAAUGUCACGUCACAGUGCCAAAGUCAGUGAGUGGUGUCUGUGAUAUCAGUCAGGUUUCAGACGUGCAGAGAUACACUUCUGUGCUCUGCAACAACUACGACCCCGGUCAGGCUCAGUCCUGGACUGAGGAAGGGGUCGAAGAUGCUAACUUGAACCCAGCUAAUGCAGUGACUCUGAGACAGACGUGGCAAAGAUUUAUCGGCCAAUCACGUCAGCGUAUCCAAAGCCUGAGGAUCCAUAAAGAGCACAAGGCAGCCAAGCAGCUGGGCUUUAUAAUCGCUGCUUUCUUGUUGUGUUGGAUACCAUACUUCAUAACUUUCAUGGUCAUGGCGUUCUGCAGAGAAUGCGUGCACCAUGACCUUCACAUGUUCACAAUAUGGUUAGGUUACAUCAACUCCACUCUCAACCCUUUCAUUUACCCGCUCUGCAACGGGAACUUCAAACGAGUCUUCAAAAAUAUACUUAACAUUCAUUCGUGACAGGCAGAGCAAAGAAGCAGAUAUUCGAAUGAGAAGGGAGCAUCUGUUGCAUUAAUUAAAUAUCUCAAACAGCCUUGUGAGAUUUUUAAGUGUAGAUAAAACUGUAAAUGUAUUUUGAACGUCAGUUACUUCAGUUUGUUCUAAAUUUUAUUUUUGUAACUUACUGCCCUCCGAUUUCGGACUCAUGGCAACACUGAGGAAAAUGUCUGACUUUAAUGUUAUUUAUUUUGUCUAUUUUAUGUCUCAGACCACAGACCUUUAAACUCAAAAGAAUGUAAUCUCUCACCCUUGUAAAGAGGAAUGGCGACUCUAUAUUGGCUCUGGUCCAGAGCGAAGGGAAAUAUGUCCAAAAUGUGUUUUUAAAGAAAACCAUAUUUAUUUUUGCACUUUCAGUGUACAGGA